Myotis myotis is the source of this 4829-nucleotide messenger RNA. RefSeq names its product Sp8 transcription factor (gene SP8). Gene Ontology annotation, molecular function: RNA polymerase II cis-regulatory region sequence-specific DNA binding; DNA-binding transcription factor activity, RNA polymerase II-specific. The transcript is spliced from 2 exons. The record is from RefSeq and is a predicted model, not a curated record. Gene Ontology annotation, biological process: regulation of transcription by RNA polymerase II. The coding region runs from base 759 to 2222 and encodes 487 amino acids. NCBI's taxonomy places the organism in Eukaryota, Metazoa, Chordata, Mammalia, Chiroptera, Vespertilionidae.
AGGGUUUUCUCUUGCUGGUUUCAUUAGUUUCCUUUGAUUGCCGAUCGGAGGGGGUGGAAGUCGCCCCGGCCAGGCCACGGGCUAUCAGUCUCUAUUGAGAGUUUUUUCCACCCCCCCCCCCCUUCUUCUUCUUUAAAUACAAGUGAGUUUGGAGAAAAGAAAGAGGGGGAGAGGGGGGCAGAGCCACUUUUUUCGGCGCAGGAAAAGGUUCGCAGGGCAUUUAGGCGAGCCGCCGCGCCGCGCCCGGUCUCUCCCCGCCCGGGAGACCUGCGCCCUGCCCAUUUUACAGGCGACGGUCUCGGGGGUACAGAGAGCGAGCUUUUCCUCCUGGGCAAACUGCAGAUUUCCCCUCAUCCCCUUAAAAAAUCCCGCAGUCCGCCUUGUCUUCCAGGUACGUUGAACCCGUCUCAUUUUAUUUUUUUUACUAUUGUAGAUAAUUUCUUUUUUUUAAAGAAAAUUAAAAGAACAGCGGGAAGAGCAAGUGAGCCAGCCUUCUAGUUUGACCGCUUUGGGCCCGGGAGACACAGCCCAGCAGGGGUUUCUGGGGGCCGGGACGGGAUUUUCGAGACUCUUUCUGGAUUACACGGGGAGCGCUUUAAAAAGCAAUGCGAUCGUUCCCCCCGGGCUUCUCGGCGAAGGAAGCUCCUCUCGCCCGAAUCUGGACUUUGGCUCGCUUGCUGGUUUCGAAGCGCCCGGGGCCUCGGGGGCACGGGAGUGUCGUUUAGGAAGAACCGCGGUUGGGAUCGACUCCUCUGGCCAUGCUCGCGGCUACCUGUAACAAGAUCGGCAGCCCCAGCCCGUCGCCCUCCUCCCUCUCGGACAGCUCCUCUUCCUUCGGCAAGGGCUUCCACCCCUGGAAACGUUCCUCGUCGUCCUCCUCCGGCAGCUGCAAUGUAGUGGGUUCCAGCCUCUCGAGCUUCGGCGUGUCGGGGGCCUCCCGGAACGGCGGCUCGUCCUCGGCCGCGGCGGCGGCGGCGGCAGCGGCGGCGGCGGCCGCGGCCCUGGUGUCCGACUCGUUCAGCUGCGGCGGCUCGCCGGGCUCCAGCGCCUUCUCCCUGACCUCCAGCAGCGCCGCCGCCGCCGCCGCGGCCGCCGCGGCCGCCGCCUCCACCUCGCCCUUCGCCAACGACUACUCGGUUUUCCCAGCCCCGGGCGUCUCCGGGGGCAGCGGCGGCGGGGGCGGCGGCGGCGGCGGCGGCUCCUCGGCGCACUCGCAGGACGGCUCCCACCAGCCCGUGUUCAUCUCCAAGGUGCACACCUCGGUGGACGGGCUGCAGGGCAUCUACCCGCGCGUGGGCAUGGCGCACCCUUACGAGUCGUGGUUCAAGCCCUCGCACCCGGGCCUGGGCGCCGCCGGCGACGUGGGCUCGGCCGGCGCCUCCAGCUGGUGGGACGUGGGCGCGGGCUGGAUCGACGUGCAGAACCCGAACGGCGCGGCGGCCUUGCCUGGCUCGCUGCACCCGGCCGCCGGGGGGCUCCAAACCUCGCUGCAUUCGCCCCUCGGGGGCUACAACUCGGAUUACUCGGGCCUGAGCCACUCCGCCUUCAGCAGCGGCGCCUCCUCGCACCUGCUCAGCCCCGCCGGGCAGCACCUCAUGGACGGCUUCAAGCCGGUGCUGCCCGGCUCCUACCCGGACUCGGCCCCGUCGCCGCUGGCCGGCGCGGGGGGCUCCAUGCUGAGCGCGGGGCCGUCGGCGCCGCUCGGGGGCUCCCCCCGCUCCUCCGCCCGCCGCUACUCGGGCCGCGCCACCUGCGACUGCCCCAACUGCCAGGAGGCGGAGCGGCUGGGCCCGGCGGGGGCGAGCCUGCGGCGCAAGGGCCUGCACAGCUGCCACAUCCCGGGCUGCGGCAAGGUGUACGGCAAGACGUCGCACCUCAAGGCGCACCUGCGCUGGCACACGGGCGAGCGGCCCUUCGUGUGCAACUGGCUCUUCUGCGGCAAGCGCUUCACGCGCUCCGACGAGCUGCAGCGGCACCUGCGGACCCACACGGGCGAGAAGCGCUUCGCCUGCCCCGUCUGCAACAAGCGCUUCAUGCGCAGCGACCACCUCAGCAAGCACGUGAAGACGCACAGCGGCGGCGGCGGCUCCGCGGGCUCCGGCAGCGGCGGCAAGAAGGGCAGCGACACCGACAGCGAGCACAGCGCCGCGGGCAGCCCGCCCUGCCACUCCCCGGAGCUGCUGCAGCCCCCCGAGCCCGGGCACCGCAACGGCCUGGAGUGACGCGCACCCCGCGCUUGUCCCUCCCCUUGACCUCCUCCCACCCCACUCCGCCUGGUCCCCGUCUGUCCCGGCCUCCGCUCCAACCUCUCUGUCCCUCUAGUCUAACUCCCUCUGGGACCUAACUCUGUAAAGGGCAUGUGGACAUGUAAGUAACACGCAUUGCCGGCCGGGGGCCCUGGCUUUCCCUCUCCACCCGGUGACACCGUCGGAGGCCCGCACAGCCCGAACGCGCGCCUCGCGGGCCUUCAUCCUCGUCCUCCCUUUGUCCCCCUCCCUCCCUCCAUCCCUCCAUCCCUCCAUCCCAUUGUGUGAAGGGCCUUCUGGAGGGAAGCGGCCCUGGAUGGAGAGCUGAACGAUUCCAAGGGCCUGGGAGACAGGCCUGCGCCGGGGCCGGAGCAAUUCGGUGGAACCAGGUUGAGCUCGGGCUGGGAAGGGCGAGGCAGGAGGCCCGCGCGGGGCAUCCCCGCCGGGGCGGCCGCGGACUCGGCGCCGAACGCCCGAACGCCCGCCCUGCGCCGCGCGGUGCGAGCUCUGUGCGGGCGCCCUUCUGUCCGCGCCGAGAUGCGGAGUUUGCGGAGUUCAGCGUCCCACCUUCAGUUCUGCCCCAGCUUCAGCUCUGCCCCUUUUUCUUUGUUCCCUGAGUUGGAACCGAUGCAACUUUCAACUAAGGGCAGUCUUGGUGAAUCCUACAGCAGCCUUCUUUCAUCCCUACAACAUUUUAAAACUAAAAACCUAAAGGAAAAAAAAAAAGGCAUCCCUUCACUUGGUUUCCCGCCUAGAUAGCUUUUCCUCUAGCAGUGAGCAAGUCUUUCUCUCAAAACUGUGCUAAUACUGAUCCCAAAGUUAUUUUGAUCGAAUUAAUUUAACUUAUGGGGUGGGGGUGGGGUGAGGGUAGGUGUCUUUCUUAUGCAAAAAUACCCCUUUCCGGUUAGAACAGAUUCUCUAUCUCCAUGUUUGUCCUUUUCUACCUCGUUUUUCUCCACCCCCGAGCCUAAUCCCCCCCCCUUUUUUUUUUGCUAGUCCAGACAUCAAUUUGUAUAGAACUCAUAUCUGUAAAUCCUUGCAAUCCAUUGGAAACUUUUUUGUGUGAUUUAAACUUAUCAACAAGUGAAGAAGCUAUCGUUGAUAUCAGACGAGGCUGUAGUUUAAAUUUAAAUGCCAAAAGAGGGAAAGUAGGGGGAGGGGAAACACCUUUGUAAAAUAUAUCUGAACCUAAUGGUUUGUACCACAGGAGAAUCGUUCUAGAUUAGUUACCAAUUAACUAUAACCCCACCAGCGUAUGGGUGCGAGGUGCAGCUGUCCAGGAGACUAUUUUGUAUAGUAUUUUUCUUGUACAUUACUUGCAGUAAAUAUUUGAAAAUAUAUCGAAGUAAACUUGAUUUUUUUGGUUACAAGAAAAUAUUAAGAGUUAUUGUUGCAGUUCUGAAGACUGCAGGUUUUUUGAACUCACUUCUGGAGGUGCAGAGCCACAAACGCACUUUCAGGGCCUAGUGUUGCUCGAAUAUUAAUUUAGAUAGCUAUCAAACUGUAAGACAAUAUUUGAUAAAUGUGGGGUGACAUUUAAUUUAAUGGAGCAUGUACUUAUUUGCAUUUGCUGGCAGUUCAGGUAUAGUUAAAGUGAGAGUUCUCCUAUAUUUCAUAACUGGGUUUGCCAAAACCCAUGUAUUAAAUAAAUUGUCCAAGUGAAACUCAACUAAGUUUGGCCUUUGUGUAUUUCCUGAAGGUAAUAUUGUUAACUGUUAACAAACACUCCUGACACUACAUUUAAAUGUUUGCAAAUUCUGCAAACUAAUUGCUCAUUGUAAUGUUGAAAUAAUUUGGAUAUUUCACAUUGAAAUGAAAAGCCUUUCUCUAGAACAUUUUAGACUUGCAUUUUAAAUGCAUGAGAUGUAAUUGAUUUAUUUGUAAUAUUUUAAAUGGUAUUAAUAAACUCAGAUAAAAGACUAGGCCAGUUAAUUUGUAUUUUUUCCUGUUUAAACUAUGGACAUUUGCAUUUUGUUUUCAGUUAAAUGUCUAUUUAAACAAAAUAUAAUCCUGUUUUGUGGUAAUAUUUAAAUAAUCGCCUUUAAUAUUACUUAGAAUGAUUUAUUUGGCAAAACUGUUUUCUCUAUUUACCAAGAUGAAGAUUAUAGUGUCUAAGAAAUGUAAUUAAUUAUUUACCAGUAGAUUUAGCUCAAAGCAUCAGGAUUUACUGACCUCUUAAAAUUUGGACUAAUUCAACAAACAAUUCAAAGAAAUUUCCCGUUUUUGCUUCCUUCUCACCCUCCAGAAGGACUCAGGUUGAUCGCAUUUGGUAUUUAAAAGGGCAAGACUUACACUGGAAGAUCAAUACAUCUAAAAUAAAAACAUGGGUUCGGGGAUAACUUCUGUUGUUAGUGGGUGGAGGAGGUCAAGCUAACAAAAGCUUGUUUUUGGCAUUCCAUGUCUUAGCUAAAGAUUAUGUAGAGGUAAAUAUCAGUAGUAGAUUCCUGCUGAAAUGAGUUAUCUGUUCUUUUAAAGUCUCUAAACAGCCACCAAAGAAAAGGAAGGUUAAACCUUAAUCUAUUUACUAGGCUAUUGUUCACAGGUGUCAAUGAUGCCAAUAAAAAAUUGUCUUGUUAUGUCUAA